Messenger RNA from Exaiptasia diaphana, 962 nucleotides. RefSeq lists its product as uncharacterized. Bases 22 to 690 code for a protein of 222 amino acids. The record is from RefSeq and is a predicted model, not a curated record. Lineage: Eukaryota; Metazoa; Cnidaria; Anthozoa; Actiniaria; Aiptasiidae. The transcript is spliced from 4 exons.
CUGUCAACGAUAGGGUAACUAAUGUCUAUUUCCAAAAAGGGCUCAGGCAGGUACAUUCUUUGGACAGCGAAACAUAAGGCGGUCGCUAAGAAGUUAAUUGUUGCUACACCUCCAAAACCGUUUUAUAACAUCAAAGGAAAUGUAGCCUCAAAGAUCAAAUCAGCACCACAGUUUCAAUCCAUUCAAUCCAUCCCAGCUUUUAAAGGUGCAGGCCUUUAUGAACAUCCUUGGUGGGAGAAGGUAAAAGUAGGCAGUACAAACUUCAAAGCAGGUCAGAAAUUUAUCUCUCAAAGUAACUGUAUUGGAAUGUCUAUGGCGCACAGGGGACAUGGAGCCAAUGGUGCCAUGCAUACCAUGUACAAUGAUGGUGCUUGUGCAGAAAGAUGGAAGGAUAUCGCCUUACUGACAAGAAACUACAUUGACGAAGAAGUCCACAGAGCAYUUGARGSAAAAUUUGAGAUGAAAAUACCGAAACCGAUCAAAACAGAAUACCAGUAUUGGGAUUCGGCAUGGCACUUCCAAAAGCCAGAUACACCUUUCUCAAUGGUGGAUAUUGGUGACUGGGCAAAACGACCAUUUAAAGAUGAGGACAUCUUUAUCGUUGUUGGAGCUUAUGACCCGAUGAGAGGCUGGUGCCAAGCUUCUUUAGUGUCCUGUCGCAAGGCGCUCUAUGAGGGCUGGGGGGAUUGAGAGAAAUGCCAUACACCAUGCUUAUAAAGAGGAAAAGAGAUCUUUUACUCUUUCGCAAAACCUUGACUCAGCAGCGUGUCCAUAAAUGAUCAAACAAAAAAUGAGUGUCAACAUAUUCACAUGAUGUAGUCAUGUUCAGUUAGUGGGUAUCACGUGAUGUAUUCAUGUUCAGUUAGUGAGUAUCACGUGAUGUAUUCAUGUUCAGUUAGUGGGUAUCACGUGAUGUAUUCAUGUUCAGUUAGUGGGUAUCACGUGAUGUAUUCAUGUUCAGU